Messenger RNA from Pomacea canaliculata, 1532 nucleotides. RefSeq names its product general transcription factor IIH subunit 2-like. Gene Ontology annotation, molecular function: zinc ion binding. Gene Ontology annotation, biological process: DNA-templated transcription; nucleotide-excision repair; regulation of transcription by RNA polymerase II. Gene Ontology annotation, cellular component: transcription factor TFIIH holo complex; transcription factor TFIIH core complex. Lineage: Eukaryota; Metazoa; Mollusca; Gastropoda; Architaenioglossa; Ampullariidae. The record is from RefSeq and is a predicted model, not a curated record.
ACAGUGCCACGGCAUGAAUUAGUUUUUGGUUCGUUUUUUGCAUUUCUUUUAAAUCACAGAGACACAAAGUUGAAAGUAAAUUACCAGGGUUUUGAAAUCAUGGCAGAUGAAGAGCAAAUUGGCUACCGCUGGGAAACUGAAUAUGAGAAGACAUGGGAAGCACUUGUUGAAGAUGAGUCUGGAUCAUUGCAAGCAAGUGUUAAUGAUCUAGUGCAUCGUUCCAAACGACGACAUCUCUUAGAAAAAAUAGGCAACAUUCGUCUUGGAAUGAUGCGCCAUUUGUUCCUUAUCAUUGAUAUGUCAUCUUCUAUGAAUGAUCAAGACUUGAAACCCUCACGCAUUAUCACCACUUUGAAGCUGUUAGAACAAUUUGUAGAAGAGUAUUUUGACCAGAACCCUAUCAGCCAGCUUGGAAUACUUGUCACCCGAAACAAACGAGCUGAAAAAGUCACAGAACUAGGUGGCAACCCCAGACGUCAUAUCAUCGCUCUUCAAAAUUUGGCUGGCAAGCCAUGCCAAGGAGAACUAUCCUUGCAAAAUUCCCUUGAGAUGGCUUUGCAGACCCUUAGACACAUGCCUAGUCACGUGACGGAAGUGCUUUUGCUCACUGGCAGUCUGACUACUUGUGACCCAGGCGACAUUCACACCACAGUCAAGACACUUGCAGAAAAUAAUAUACGCUGUUCUGUGAUUGGCCUCUCAGCUGAAAUCAGAGUGUACAAAAAGCUGUGUCAGAUGACCUGUGGCCAGUACAAUGUUAUCCUUGAUGAAUGUCAUUUUAAAGACCUAUUGAAGCAGCAUGUGACACCACCUCCCGCCACAGCUAAUACAGAAUCAUCUUUAAUCAAAAUGGGUUUUCCGCAUCAUUCACUCUCUUCUGGGAAAGGAACAGAGGAAAUAGCAUCCAUGUGUAUGUGCCACCUGGACAGCAAAACAUUACAAGGAUUUGGUAGCAGUGGGUACUUUUGUCCUCAGUGCAAGAGUAAAUAUUGCGAGUUGCCCAUAGAGUGCAAUGUCUGUGGAUUGACUUUAGUUUCAGCACCCCAUCUUGCACGAUCUUACCACCAUCUGUUCCCUCCUGAGCCAUUCAGAGAACUGCUUACAGCAGACAUCAUGACUGAUGGAAAUGUGUACUGUUAUGCAUGCCAGAUCCAGAUCCUUGAUCCACAGGUUUAUCAGUGCGAACAUUGUCAACAGCUAUUUUGUCUGGAUUGUGACCUUUUCACACAUGAAACGCUUCACUCUUGUCCUGGGUGUGCAAGCCUACGAAGUCUGCAAGCAGCACCUAGACUUAACAUUUCUUAGCCCCCAUUUCCCUGAAAGAUCAGUAAACAGACUUUUAGCCCUUUGAUUUUGUUUUUUGUUUUUUGCUUUUUUAAGAGGAUCGUUUUCAUGAAACAUGAAAUAUAUCCUGUUUAUGUUGAUAUGAGCACAUAUCUUUGUUACACAAACUGAGAAAAGCAUGUUCAUUGAAUUUACACUAGCACAUUUUUUUCUGGUAAUAUUUGAAAGAAAAGAAAAAUGCACAUGAA